AUGUCGGAUCGAAGCCCUCCCAUGCCGCCUCUUACUGGCACCGGCACCGGCACCAUUGCUACCGUUGGCGGAAGCAAGAGAGGUCCUCGUUGGACGCCAAAGGAGUCGUUGUUGUUGUGUCAGUCGUUCGUUGCCGCAAGUGAAGACAACACUGAAGGAACCGACAUGACUUCGGGUUUAUUUCAGGAGAAGAUGUUCGGCAAAUAUAAGGAUCUCAUCCAAUCGAACAACGAAGAGUUUGGUACAUCCUACAUUGCCAGGAAGGCCACGUCGAACUACAAUCAAUUCCGUAGGCUUUCGAAGUACGUUUUGAAAUACAAGGCGGUGGAAAAGCACGCUGGAGACCCUCCAUCCGGAGACAACGACAAGUCGAAGUACAACGAGGGUAUCAAGAACACGUUCCUCAAAUGGCACAAAGAUGGAACAAACUUCUACGAUGCCAUCCUUUACUGCAAGGAUUUCCUUUCGGAAAGCCCAAAAUGGGCUGAUUUUGAGGCUAGUCUAAAGGACAAAGCCAAUGGCGGUGGUAAAACCAAGAAGGACGAACGUCCUGGUGGAACCAAGAAAGGUAAGCAGUUGAAGAAGGACGUUCAACUUGUCAAGAAGGUCCUUGAUUUGAGUGGCAAUAAUGACAAUACGAAGUCUGAACGGGAAGACCACCGAUGCAACAAAGAGGAUUUCAUGAAGAAAAUGGGUCAUGGUCUCGAUGUGUUGACGACAUGCAUGGCCGAUCGCAACGAUCAGAGUUUGUUAGAGUAUCUCUCGCCUCCCUCCAAGAGGAAGUUCGCAAAGGACCUUAUGGAGCAGCGUGUUCUGAAGAAGCGUCUCGAAAAUCAGAAGCUGGCAUUGGAAGCUUUCCAGGACGAGGAGGUGCAGAUCGAAAAGAUCGUCCCACCUCAUGUGGCUUUGAAGGACCACAGUCCUACCGAUAUGCGUCUCUUCCGAGAAAAGCAACAGCGCAUCAAAGAGGAAGGCAAAAGCAACGAGGAAGGUAAUGAGGAAGACGGUUACGGUAGUGACGAGGAGUAG
Messenger RNA from Seminavis robusta, 1029 nucleotides. The record is from the annotation of a GenBank genome assembly. Lineage: Eukaryota; Bacillariophyta; Bacillariophyceae; Naviculales; Naviculaceae.